Molecule: messenger RNA, 462 nt
Organism: Drosophila ficusphila
Lineage: Eukaryota; Metazoa; Arthropoda; Insecta; Diptera; Drosophilidae
Product: vasotab
Exons: 3
Coding region: 102-386 (94 amino acids)
Molecular function (GO): protein binding
Source: RefSeq, a predicted model, not a curated record
GGUGAUCCAUCUCACUGUCUAAAAUUCAGUUCAGUUCUAACGCGACUCGAAGCCGGUUUUUGCGAUUUGUGAUUUCGUGGAAAUUUCGUUUGUUAUUCAAAAUGCGUUUCGCUCUGUUUGCUUUCCUAGCCCUGUGCCUGUUGGCAUUCGUUCUGGGCACUCCGGCUAAGGACACCAAAAAGGGGGCCACCGACAGUUGCCAGAGGGCCUGCGGCGAAGUCUAUGAUCCCAUUUGCGCCAAGGCCAAGAACAGCAACAAGGAGAAGCUCAUCACCUUUGGCAGUCCGUGUGUUAUGUCCAACUACAACUGCCAGCACGCCGAUGACCCAUUCGAGCAGAAGUCCAAGGGCGAGUGCGGCGGUGGAGUAAGCGUUCGUCUCUCCUAAGAACCAAUAAUGACCACAUCUCGUAUUUACAAUUGAUCUAAUGGUGCAAUAAAAUAUUCAUGUAUUUUUAUUCCAA